GACGUGUGCUGCCAGCCGCAUCGCUUCCGGGUUAGAGAUGAAGUUUUGCCCUGGUCCUCGGAGUGGUGUGGGAGCUGUCCGUGCCACGAUGCGGCCGCCUCGCUCUUCGCAAUGAUCGCCCCGGAGCGCUGCAGCUGCGUCGUCUCCGCCUCGCUGCGGGUCGCGGCGGCUGAGCCUCGUCGGGACGGAUCCUGGGGCUGCAGUGGGCUUCUUCUCGACCGAAAGCGGGGCUUGGUCCUCUGCCACGGUCAGAUCUUCUUCCCCUUCCUCCGACAGGCACAGCAAGAUCCCAAUCGCCAGCCCUUCCUGCUCCCCGGAGCGUUCCACCCCGAUCUACAGAUCCACAUACAGUUCCCGGGAGCCAAGUCCAGGGCCCAACCCCAGCCUCGGUUGCCCUUAGCUACCCACCAUGCAGGCGCCCUAGCUGCCGAAUCAGAGUCCUCUCAGUUGGAUUACAGCCCAAAACGCCCUUCAUUGACUGAUGGCGUGGUCAAGGCCCAGAGUUGCAGCCAGGCUGAGAUGCUGAUGAUGUUCCCAUGCCCAGAAUUUCGAGACAUCUUCCAAACCUUGUUUAACAAAUCUGACAAGUGGCAGUUCUACAGUGAAGACAAUGAAGAGGAGCUUCAGGCCAACGCCCUGGAUCUAGUCUGGUUUGCCCUGCUGCGGUGCCCUGGCUGGGUAAACGGGGACACCGUCGUUUGGGGAGAGAACCUCCUGUACGUGAGGAGCGAGCGCCUAAUGAAAGGCCAACCCCUCUUCUGUUGUGCGUCACCCUUUGCUUCCUUCUGCAAUGACAUCUUCAUGAACACGUUCAGUAAGGGGAUUGUGAGUAACCUGGCAGGGGAGAGGAAUGCUAUGAUUUUAACAGAUGCCCGGUGUUUACCAGGUACAGAAGGAGGUGGUACCUACAUCAUAUCCCAGGAUAUGUACUAUCUAGCAGGUUUGAUUGUAGCACCUCUCUGCUGGAAAGCCAAUGAAUGGGUUGGACUGACUUUGGUCUGCUCUGUGACUUGCAUUUUGGAGGCCAUUGGAAGAAUUGUGAAUGGAUUUGAGAUCCUUGGUCCUCCAUCUCUGACUGCCUUAGGGAGUCAGGGCUUAACUCGGCUGCUUGGCUCUGUAGUCCUCCUAGAGUCUGGCAGAGUUUGGGGAUCUGGUGUGCUUGUCAGCCCUAGACUGAUCAUCACAUGUAGACACGUGUUAGACCAAGCGGCAACUGUCAGAGUGAAAAUACAGUCGGGCUCAAACGGCUACCUUGUGUUAAAGGGAAGAGUGGUGUUUGCCACAAAGAAAAAUUCAGCUUACGAUGUGGCAUUGGUGGAACUGGAAGAAGAUCACUCUUUGACUGAAAUACCCACUAUUGCUUCUGAGUUUAAGAUGGGAGACGACGUCUGUGUAAUUGGCUAUGGAGUGUUUGGCCGUGCAUGUGGGCCCUCGGUGACAGCAGGGGUUCUGUCUGCCGUGAUCUGUAUGGAGGACCGACCUGUAAUGCUCCAGACCACCUGCGCUGUUCACGCUGGGGCUAGUGGCGGACCUGUCUUUCGAACCAAAAGUGGAGAGUUACUGGGGAUUGUUUCCAGCAAUGCCCGGAAUAACUUAAGGGGAGCCACCUACCCCCACCUAAACUUCAGCAUUCCAAUCACAGUCCUGCAUCCUCUUCUGUCCGCCUACUGCCGAGCGAGCGAUGCCACGGUCUUUGAGGGACUGAACAAAGAAAACAAACAACUCCAUGCACUUUGGACACUCCGGGCCAGAACUUCAAGCCCUAGGAGGAGCAAACUGUAACUCGGGCUUUUUCCUGUUUGGUCACUCAUUGCUGCCGGUGCCAAGAGCAGAGGGGACUUAAAUCCAGGAGACCUCAAACUGGGAGGAGUUUCCUUUUGAUGCCACCUGCUGGUAUCUCAAAAAUGACCACAAUCACUCAAUAGCCUGUAACUUCCAUUUCAGAGUCAAGCUUUUGAACCAUCUGUACGGACUGAAUCAAGGCGGUCAGGCCGGGUCCCGAGAGCAGGGAACCAGCAAAUGUUUGGCUGCUGGAGCAGACUUGAGGCAGUUCAAUGCAGCAGAAUCAAGGUGGCAGAGCCCAGGCCCAAGAAUGAGGAACACGCUGAUGUUUCACUGAUUUCAGCACCAGGCCAGAUUGAAAAGGUCAGAUUGUCAGGGUUUACUCAUUUUUGUGCUGAACGGAGGCUGUGGCCUGUAACUAACGUGCUCCUGGACCAGUUGCAGUGAUGAACUGGCUUUGUGGCUGUGAGCUCACUUUUGUGAACUUCAAUUCUGAAUGUUAAGUGUUUACUUUUAUUGUUUACAUGAUUUUUUUCUGUACAUUUUAUGUUUUAAGGUCUUCUUAAUGGGUUCAAUUGGGUUUCUUUGUUUUGUGGCUGCCUGUAAGGCGAUGAAUCUCAAGGUUGCAUAUAGUAUACUUACUUUGAUAACGAAAUGAACUUUGAAAUUGAAGCUCAAUGGUUGCAACUUGUCCCAAAUCUAAGGAACUUGGGAAUAUCCUAUGUAUUCCAUGUAUUAUCAGAAAUGAAUGCAUGUUGGGUUCAUGGUUAGGAACAGAUUAAAGUUUGGUUUUCAAUGUGA
This is a messenger RNA of Hypanus sabinus (Atlantic stingray), 2583 nucleotides long. RefSeq names its product trypsin like peroxisomal matrix peptidase 1 (gene tysnd1). Gene Ontology annotation, cellular component: peroxisome. The transcript has 4 exons. The record is from RefSeq and is a predicted model, not a curated record. Gene Ontology annotation, molecular function: serine-type endopeptidase activity. NCBI's taxonomy places the organism in Eukaryota, Metazoa, Chordata, Chondrichthyes, Myliobatiformes, Dasyatidae. The coding region runs from base 112 to 1782 and encodes 556 amino acids. Gene Ontology annotation, biological process: regulation of fatty acid beta-oxidation; protein processing.